CCCGUCUACGGGGCGUGUCCAGGGUCAGCCGCCCAGAGGCGGAAAGGCGCAGCUCCCGGCUAGGCUGAGCCCCUCGCGAAGUGGCGGCGGGGGUCGCGGGGCAGCCCUGCCAGGGACGCGUGUGCGGCUGGGGGACACAGGGAGACGCAGGGCCCGGCGCCGGACGUUGUGUGCGCCCCCCGGAUUCGGGCAGGAUGAAGCCUGCAGCCCCUCGCAGCCUGCUCCUGUGCGCCUUGUGCCUGGCGCUGUGCUGCGUGGGCGGCGCGCGCAGGCCCAGGAGGAGGGGCAACCACGAGUGGAAAAAGCUCAUCAUGGUUCACCACUGGCCUGUGACGGUGUGCAAGGAAGUUGGAAAGGACUGCCCAGACCCUCCGGACUACUGGACCAUACACGGACUAUGGCCUGACAAAGCAGCAGAGUGUAACGGAUCCUGGCACUUCAGCUUCCAAGAGAUUAAGGACCUUAUGCCAGAAAUGAAGAUGUACUGGCCUGAUGUGCUCCAUCCGCUAAAUCGCAGCCAUUUCUGGGAGCACGAGUGGGAGAAGCACGGCACGUGCGCGGCGCAGGUGGACGCCCUCAGCUCCCAGAAGAAAUACUUCGGGGGAGGCCUGGACCUGUACCAGCAGCUGGGGCUGAACAGCAUGCUCCAAAAAUUGGGAAUAAAGCCAUCUAUCAAUUACUACCAGAUUUCAGACAUUAAAGAUGCCCUUGCCAGCGUAUAUGGUGUCAUCCCUAAAGUCCAGUGUCUUCCGCCAAAACCGGGGGAGGAGGUGCAGACCAUCGGCCAGAUAGAACUGUGUUUCACCAAGGGGCUGCAGCUGCGGAACUGCACCGAGCCCGGGGAGCCCGCCGAGCCCCCGUCCCGACGGCCCAGAGCAGGGGCGGGCCCGGGGCUGGAGGUCUGUGAGGACGGCCCUGCCUUCUAUCCCCCACCCGACAGGGCAGCUCGCUGACACGCUGACACCCCGACUCCGGGAGCGCUGUCUGCAAAGCAGGAGGGAUUCACAAACCUCCGCUUGCCAAUGAGCAGCCCCCACGUGAAACUGUCUGCUCACAGCUGUCUCUACCAGGAGCCGCGUCUGUCUGUCUGACUGUCUUCCCGUCCGGGAGCCGAUCCCACAGCCCCGUCAGGCUGGGUGCGGCCUGGGGACGCGGAAGGGAAGGAAAUGUCUCAGGCUUUCGCUGCUGCUUGGCAGCUGGAAUAAAGAACAAGAUUUUCCUUG
This is a messenger RNA of Suricata suricatta (meerkat), 1223 nucleotides long. It is a transcript of the gene RNASET2, whose product is annotated as ribonuclease T2. Gene Ontology annotation, cellular component: extracellular region. Bases 195 to 953 code for a protein of 252 amino acids. The record is from RefSeq and is a predicted model, not a curated record. Gene Ontology annotation, biological process: RNA catabolic process. The transcript is spliced from 10 exons. Gene Ontology annotation, molecular function: ribonuclease T2 activity; RNA binding. NCBI's taxonomy places the organism in Eukaryota, Metazoa, Chordata, Mammalia, Carnivora, Herpestidae.